Messenger RNA from Aphidius gifuensis, 3192 nucleotides. RefSeq lists its product as uncharacterized. Gene Ontology annotation, molecular function: protein binding. The annotation marks the transcript as partial. The record is from RefSeq and is a predicted model, not a curated record. NCBI's taxonomy places the organism in Eukaryota, Metazoa, Arthropoda, Insecta, Hymenoptera, Braconidae. The transcript is spliced from 13 exons.
AUGGCGAGCAUGGAAGUGCAGAAUGCCCCAGGGAAGCAUUUAUUGGCAAGGGACACAGAGAAGAUCAUGUGCUCCUGGUGCACACUGGAAUGUUCAGGAUACUAUGCUGAUCAAUUAUCAACUGGACAAGAAAUAAGAGGGAAUGUCACGGUCAAGGUGAAAAAUAAAUCAAAAGGUUUUCAUCUCAACAAUUUAAGUUAUGCGGGACCUAUCGUCAUGGGUGUUGGAGGUUUCAUUGUAGUAGCAGCCUGCGUAAUGACCUUUGAAGCUCGUGAUAGUGCUGCUAAAGUAGUACCAGCACGUUUUCGUUUUAGUCAAGGUUCAACAUUAAAAUAUGCUCGUAAUCAACGACCACGUCGUUCAACAUCAAGUCAAACAAGUAAAUGGGAUCAUCAAUUGGGAUUAUUUCGUAUCAAUAAAACACCAAGUCCAAAUGCAUAUGAAAUAUCACGUAAACAAUUAACAGCUGAAUUUUUACGUUUUUCAAAAAAUUUAAAUGAAAAAAAUAAUCCACAAAUAAAUACAAUUAAAAAAAGUCCAAGUGCACCAUCAUUAGUCACAAAAAAAUCACCACUUAAAAAAAAACAAACAACAAAAUAUUCUGGUUGUUCAUUGUUAAAUCCAGAAUUAUUAAAAAGACAUGCAUUAUCAGUUGAUAAUCCAGGCUAUAGUCCAACAAAAUCAAGAGAUAAUAAUGAUAAUAAUAAUAAAAUUAAUGGUAGCCAAAUGUCAAUGGCAAUGGAUCUUUAUUUACCAAAUAAAGGACCAGUUACACUUAAAAUUAAAGACAGAUCAGACACAGCAAGACGUCAUCAAUUAUUAAGACAAACUAAAAUUGAGGACAUGGAAGAAGAAGAAGCUAAAAGACAAGCUUCAAUAAGACGACAUGCUGAAUCAGUGGCAUAUAUGAUGGGAGCAUAUGCAAGAUAUCCAACAGAUUUUGUAUCAAGAAAAAGAGCAUCAAUUGAUUUAAGACUAACUGAUGAGUAUGGUGCAAUUGGUGUACUUAGUAAAGGUAAUUCACCUCGAGAUUUGCGAAAAACAUCACAAAAUUUUCGUCAAAUGUCUGUUGAUAGAUCAUCAAGUCUUCGUAAAUCAAGUAUUGAUUUUCGUAAAAGUCCAGAUUUUCGUCGUUCUGAUAACAAAUACAUGAUGGAUGAAGUUGAAAUACGAUCAAGAUCUAAUACUGGUGAAAGUAAUCGUAAAGCACGUCACAAACUUCAUCAUUCAAAAUCAGAUGAAUCAAGACGAAAAUCCUUGGAUCGUCAUAAUCGUCGUGAUUCACAUCAAGAAAGUAGACAUUCAUUAAAUACACCAGUUGUCAUUGAGACUUGUGGUCCAGAGUAUGAGCUUAAAUAUUUUACACCAAAUUCAAUUGACAAAGAUAAUGCUUCAAAUACAACUGAAGACAGUCAUGUUAUUGAAAUUGAAGAGACAGAAAUUCAUAUUACAACUGCUUCAAUUGAGGAUUAUCCAAAUGAUAAUGCACUUGUUGAAGAGCCUGAGCUAGAAACUAUUAAUGACAAUGAAAUUGAUGAAAAAUUAUCCAACAAAAUUAUUGAUGAUGAAAAAAAUAAAAAUAAAUAUAUCGAUGAAUAUAAUUCAAAUGAACCGACAAUUAAUAGGGAGGAAGAUAGUCAAGGUGAAUGUAGAGUGUUGGAAAGUGUAUAUAGGAUGUCGUCCGAACGAUUUCACAAAGCAGCAAGAGAUGGAGCACUGGAAAUAUUGAAAGAGGCUACAAAAAAAGAUUGUAAUACAAGAGAUGAUGGGGGAAUGACCCCAACAUUGUGGGCAGCCUUUGAAGGCCAUAUAGAUUCACUAAGACUGCUGGUCGCCAGGGGGGGAGAUCCAGAUAAAACUGAUUAUUUUGGUAAUACAGCACUUCAUUUAGCCGCAGCACGUGGACAUGAAUAUUGUGUAAAAUUUUUAGUUAAAUUUGGAUGUAAUAUAUGGUCAUUAGAUAUUGAUAGACAUUCAGCACGUGAACUAGCAGCAAUUAAUGGAUGUGAUAGUAUAUUACAAUUUUUGGAUAUUGCACAAACUGAACAAGAAACAUUAAACAGAAAAAAAUGUAAAAUAUUACGAGAAAAAGCAGAAAAAGAUGCUGAAAAAAGAUUAAAAGACUAUGUUAAACAACAAAAAAUAGCAGAUAUACGUGCUGAGAAGGAGCAAAAAAAAUUACUAAAAGAUCGUGCAAAAAUGGAUAUUGAAAUGUUAAAUGAACACAAUGUAUUACCACAUAGACCGAGUAUUUUGACUUUUAAAGGAAGAGUUAAACCAUCACAAACAUUUAGUGAUAUUGUUGGAACACUGUCAACAGCAUCAAGUGCAACAUCAAGAAGACGUGGUAAUGGUGCUGUCAGUAGAAAAGCACUUGCUAAAAAAGCAGUUGAUGAUUUUAAAGUUGUUGAGAUUGAAGGAGAUGGUAGAAAAUCAGUAAGAAGUUUAACUGGUCUUAGAAGAGACUCAGAAGUUAUGUAUGUUGGAACAUAUGAGACCCAAGCACAACAAAUGGGUAAAAGAGGAAAAAUAUCAGAUGUUUGGGGAACUCUGAGUAAGGCUCAAAGUACACCUGAUUUAUUGGGUGAUCGGGACUACGAUAAUGAUGACGAUGACGAUGAUGAUAAUGAUAAUCAUCAAAUUAAAAAUGUCGUACAAGAAGCUGUAUUAUUUCAAGAACCAGCUAGUAUUUUUAAUAGACCCGGAUUUGGUUCUGUUGCAUUUAGACGAGCUAUAACAUCAACAUUAGAUAAUUUGCCAGUAUCACAAAUAAAUAAUCAACAAAAAAAUAUAUAUCCAAAUGAAUCAACAGAUGGAUCAGUUAAUUGUCGUAAAAAUAAUAUUCAUAAUAAUGAAGAAAUAAGUAUUGGUAGUGCUGGAAGUCUUGCAAGAAGACAAAGUAUGUGGGAUGAUGAUCGUUUAUCUGGUGAAGAUGAAACUGAUGAAACUGAUGAAGAAUGGACACCUUUACAAAGAUUUCUUGUUGCUAAUAAUUUAACAUCCAUACAAUUAAUUCUUGAAGCUGAACAAAUUGAUCUUGAAGCAUUGAUGUUACUAACAGAAAAUGACAUAGCUGCAUUAAAUCUUCCUCUUGGACCAAGAGCAAAACUUAUAAAUGCUAUUGCAAAUCGUAAAAUUGCACUUGCAACUGAAAAUAUUAUAAAAGACAGCAGAUUAUAAAAAAAAAAAAAA